AUGAAUGAACUGAGUGGAAAUAAUACAGUUUGUGUUGGAUCUAGAAAUGAUUGCGUUUAUCAACCAUCUACAUCAAGUGGUACAAUAAAGCCAUUGAUUAUGACUAUGACAAAAAAAACUUUGAAACUAAUUGCUUUUAAGGAUCCUGAGUUCCCCCACCAUAAACGAAUAAAUAACAGAGACUUAAAUAAAAAAAGUCUGUUACCGAAAGUCGGCCCCAACUCCGGCUACUAUCGAGUUUCUAUUCAAACAGGCAACUUUGUAUGGCAGGUACCCGAAAUAUCAAAGGUACACACCCCAUAA
Molecule: messenger RNA, 303 nt
Organism: Clunio marinus
Lineage: Eukaryota; Metazoa; Arthropoda; Insecta; Diptera; Chironomidae
Source: the annotation of a GenBank genome assembly